CAACAUGGCGGCCUCAGCAAAAAAGAAGAAUAAGAAGGGGAAAACUAUCUCCCUAACAGACUUUCUGGCUGAGGAUGGAGGGACUGGGGGAGGAAGCACCUAUGUCCCCAAACCAGUCAGCUGGGCUGAUGAAACAGAUGACCUGGAAGGACAUGUUUCAACCACUUGGCACAGUAAUGAUGACGAAGUGUAUAGGGCACCUCCAAUUGACCGUUCUAUCCUGCCCACUGCUCCACGGGCUGCUCGGGAACCCAAUAUCGACCGGAGCCGUCUUCCGAAAUUGCCACCCUAUACUGCUUUUCUAGGGAACCUGCCCUAUGAUGUGACAGAAGAAUCCAUUAAGGAAUUCUUUAGAGGAUUAAAUAUCAGUGCAGUGCGUUUACCUCGUGAACCCAGCAAUCCAGAGAGGUUGAAAGGUUUUGGUUAUGCUGAGUUUGAGGACCUGGAUUCUUUGCUCAGUGCCCUGAGCCUCAACGAAGAGUCUCUAGGUAAUAGGAGAAUUCGAGUGGACGUUGCUGAUCAAGCACAGGAUAAAGACAGGGAUGAUCGUUCUUUUGGCCGAGAUAGAAAUCGGGAUUCUGACAAAACAGAUACAGACUGGAGGGCGUGUCCUGCCACAGACAGCUUCGAUGACUACCCGCCGAGGAGAGGUGAUGAUAGUUUUGGAGACAAGUAUCGAGAUCGUUAUGAUUCAGAUCGAUACCGCGAUGGGUAUCGGGAUGGGUAUCGUGAUGGCCCACGCCGAGAUAUGGAUCGAUAUGGGGGCCGGGAUCGCUAUGAUGACCGAGGCAGCAGAGACUACGACAGAGGCUACGAUUCCAGGAUAGGCAGUGGCAGAAGAGCAUUUGGUAGUGGGUACCGUAGGGAUGACGACUACAGAGGAGGCAGGGACCGCUAUGAAGACAGAUACGACAGACAAGACGAUCGGUCAUGGAGCUCCAGAGAUGAUUACUCUCGGGGUGACUAUAGGCGUGAUGAUAGAGGUCCCCCUCAAAGACCCAAACUGAAUCUAAAGCCUCGGAGUACACCUAAGGAAGAUGAUUCCUCUGCUAGCACCUCCCAGUCCACUCGAGCGGCCUCUAUCUUUGGAGGGGCAAAGUCUGUUGACACAGCUGCUAGAGAGCGAGAAGUAGAAGAGCGGCUGCAGAAGGAGCAGGAGAAGCUGCAGCGCCAACUGGAUGAGCCAAAACUAGACCGUCGGCCCUGGGAGAGACACCCAAGCUGGCAAAGUGAAGAGACUCAGGAACGAGAACGGUCCAGGACAGGAAGUGAGUCAUCGCAGACUGGGACCUCGGCCACAUCUGGCAGAAAUGCACGAAGGAGAGAGAGUGAAAAGUCUCUAGAAAAUGAAGCACCCAGUAAAGAGGAAGACUGUCACUCUCCAACUUCCAAGCCUCCCAAAUCUGAACAGCCUCUGAAGGUAAUGCCAGCCCCUCCGCCAAAGGAGAAUGCUUGGGUGAAGCGAAGUUCCAACCCUCCUGCUCGAUCGCAGAGCUCAGACACAGAGCAGCCAUCCCUUACCAGUGGUGGGGGGAAAGUAGUUCCAGCUCAACCACCUGAGGAAGGACCAGCAAGGAGAGAUGAAAACAAAGUAGAUGGGGUGAGUGUCCCAAAAGGCCAAAGUGGGAACUCCAGCCGUGGCCCAGGAGACGGAGGGAACAAGGACCACUGGAAGGAGUCAGAUAGGAAAGAUGGGAAAAAGGAUCAAGACUCCCGAUCUGCACCUGAGCCAAAGAAACCUGAAGAAAAUCCAGCUUCCAAGUUCAGUUCUGCAAGCAAGUACGCUGCUCUCUCUGUUGAUGGCGAAGAUGAGAACGAGGGAGACGAUUACACCGAAUAGACCUCUGCAUCCUGUGCUUUCUCCUAGUCUCUCCACCCUGGAACAUUCGAGAGCAAAUCAAACCUCUCUCCAGACAAGACAAUAAAACUCACCAUCUCCUGGAGACCUUUCUUAACUUUUUUUUAAAAAAACAAAAAACAAAAAACAAAAUGAAAUGAAAUUCUUUUGCAUGCUGCUGCAGCCUUUAAAGUAUUGAACUAACUGGAGAAUCGCCAAUGUAGCCAGAGAGAAAGAGACGUACAGCUUUUCAUGGGAAGGUUGUGCGUUUUUGCGACACAUGCAGUUGCCUGUAUGAUUAGUACCUGGGGGCCUCCAUUUAGCAGAAUGGCAGUGACAGCGAUGCAGUGUCUGGAACCUGGUUGAACAGUAGGGCAGGCUUAAGGAAGAGUGUGAGAUUUCUACCUUUUAAUUCUUAUGAUCCUGUUGUGGCAUAUAUGAAUUCUCAAACAUUAUCUGAAUAAAUUUUCCAUCCUUGGAAAGGUAGGUUUAGUCUCUGAAGUUCUAGUCUCUAGGAGGCUGCCUGCCCCUCCUCUUUCUUAAUUCGGAGUUCCUGGGGCUUCCUGGGGGGAUUCCUUCAUUUUUACCCCCCAGGGGGGUAGUUGGGAGUGAGUCUCU
Messenger RNA from Mustela erminea (ermine), 2455 nucleotides. Its product is annotated as eukaryotic translation initiation factor 4B-like. Bases 5 to 1840 code for a protein of 611 amino acids. Lineage: Eukaryota; Metazoa; Chordata; Mammalia; Carnivora; Mustelidae. Gene Ontology annotation, molecular function: RNA binding. The record is from RefSeq and is a predicted model, not a curated record. The transcript has a single exon.